AUGGGAAACGACGCUCUUAACGUUAACCCCAACAUGGUUAAUGACAAGACUGCUGCCAUUGCCAUCACCGUUCGCGGUUCUGACUGGUACUGGGCUGUCUGCGCUGUCAUGACUGCUUGCACCUUCAUCUUCUUGGGUCUGGGUAUGACCAAGCCUCGCCAGCACCGUGUCUUCCACUACAUCACUGCUUCCAUCACCAUGGUCGCCGCUAUUGCCUACUUCUCCAUGGCUUCCAACCUCGGCUGGACUCCUAUCGACGUCGAGUUCCGCAGACCCAACAUGGCUGAGGUCCGCGGUAUCAACCGUGAGAUCUUCUAUGUCCGCUACAUCGAUUGGUUCAUCACCACUCCUCUCCUUCUCCUCGACUUGAUGUUGACUGCUGCCAUCCCCUGGCCCACUCUUCUCUUCAUCAUUCUCGUUGACGAAGUCAUGAUCGUCACUGGUCUCGUCGGUGCCCUCGUUCGCAGCUCCUACAAGUGGGGUUACUUCGUCUUCGGCUGCGUUGCUCUCUUCUACAUCAUCUGGGUUCUUGUCUGGGAAGGUCGCCGUCACGCCAACGUUCUCGGCAAGGAUGUCGGCCGCUGCUUCACCAUGUGCGGUUCGCUCACCGCUCUCCUCUGGAUCCUCUACCCUAUCGCCUGGGGUGUCUGCGAGGGUGGCAACGUCAUCUCGCCUGAUUCCGAGGCUGUCUUCUACGGUAUCCUCGACUUGAUCGCUAAGCCUGUCUUCGGUGCUCUUCUUAUCUGGGGCCACCGUGGCAUUGACCCCGCCCGUCUUGGUCUUUACAUCCACGACUACAACGAGAAGGACCCUGCUGUUAAGGACAAGGUCGGCGCUCCUGGACCUAACGUCCACCCUAACACCAACAACGGUGUUGCUACCGACGGCCAGGCUGCCCAGACCGUCUAA
Messenger RNA from Aureobasidium namibiae CBS 147.97, 909 nucleotides. Its product is annotated as opsin-like protein. The record is from RefSeq and is a predicted model, not a curated record. Gene Ontology annotation, cellular component: endoplasmic reticulum; plasma membrane. The transcript has 2 exons. Gene Ontology annotation, molecular function: monoatomic ion channel activity. Lineage: Eukaryota; Fungi; Ascomycota; Dothideomycetes; Dothideales; Saccotheciaceae. The coding region runs from base 1 to 909 and encodes 302 amino acids. Gene Ontology annotation, biological process: monoatomic ion transport.